Messenger RNA from Mycena indigotica, 774 nucleotides. RefSeq lists its product as uncharacterized. The record is from RefSeq and is a predicted model, not a curated record. The transcript is spliced from 2 exons. Lineage: Eukaryota; Fungi; Basidiomycota; Agaricomycetes; Agaricales; Mycenaceae. Bases 1 to 774 code for a protein of 257 amino acids.
AUGGCCGCUCCCUACGCCCACACCCUCCUUCCGACAUCCGACCCCGAUCUCGACCUCGAGAAAGCGUCGUCCGACGAGGCUCUCCCACCGUACGGACAACCUGAGACCCGACCAUGCCAAGCCCGCGCCGCCAUCGCCAAUAAUAUCUGCAAAAUCCUCCUCGCCGUUUUCCCCGCCCUUUGUCUCUUCUACCUGCUCGUCUGUCCACCCGCACCAGCCCCGUCACUCCUUGCGCCGUCCGCCAAGGCCUUCGCACAAGCAAUCAUUUCCGUUAUCAUCGUGCUCUACCUUUGCUCUCCUGCGCUGGAGCUCCGGGCCGGCACGCCGGUCGCCGAGCACGCAACGCAGUACGCACUGCUUUGGGUGCGCCUCGUGCUCCCUGCAGUCGCAAUUUUCCUCGAUCCCACGGAGGCCGACACCGAGCGCAUCAUGUGGGUAUUCGCUGUCGUCGAGAUCGUUUGUGCCAGUGUGAGCAAUGCAAUCAGCAGUCCCAAACUGCCCGCCGCGGCGUCAACCGAUGUCGAGGCGGCUAGUCCCAGCACGCCCCAGUCCCAGCCGCGGCCCGGAGCAGUCGCCAUCAUAUCCUGCUCUGUAUUUCUCGGCUUCCUGUACUACAUGCUAUUCUCCCUAGUCAGGGACAUCCAUGCGUCGGGGGGCGUUCCGGUACACGGAGACCCCGCGACUGUGGAUGGGGCAGUGUCAUCCGCCGUGAUUGAGGGGUUGAAAUCGGUGUCCACAGCCGCGGUGACGGCGAUAGUGCCGAUGCCCUCAUAG